Pygocentrus nattereri (red-bellied piranha) is the source of this 4430-nucleotide messenger RNA. It is a transcript of the gene cwc22, whose product is annotated as CWC22 spliceosome associated protein homolog. Bases 49 to 4077 code for a protein of 1342 amino acids. The record is from RefSeq and is a predicted model, not a curated record. Gene Ontology annotation, molecular function: RNA binding; protein binding. The transcript is spliced from 21 exons. NCBI's taxonomy places the organism in Eukaryota, Metazoa, Chordata, Actinopteri, Characiformes, Serrasalmidae. Gene Ontology annotation, biological process: mRNA splicing, via spliceosome. Gene Ontology annotation, cellular component: catalytic step 2 spliceosome.
GUCUCUCUCGGCCACCCGUAGCGCCACUCGUGGUAGAAGGAAGCGAACAUGGCGGCGGCGGACUCGGGAGAGAAAGACGCGGCGGAGAGUUUAAACCGCAGCCCAGAGCAGCGUUUGAGCCCAGGUGGGAUGCGGAGACCUGAGAGGAGCAGAAGCUCCAGCUCGUCAGAGAAAGGAGACCGUGAUGGAGAUCAGAGGAGGACUGAGGAGAGAGACGGUAGCCCUCCAGCAGAGAGAAGACCAGGUGGAGCCGAAGAAGCUGCUUCCAGAGAGGGAAGUCCAGAGAAAGAACCCAAACGAGCGUCCAGAUCCAGCCACGAGUCCAGCGACUCGGACAGCGACAGCAGUGAGGACGACAGCGAUGAGGGAGUUUCACGCAGGAUGAAGAGCAGCAUCGCUCAUAUCAGGCGCGGCUCCCAGGAUAACAGCGGCAGACCCAGACGAAGGAGUUCCUCCACAGACAGGGAUGGAAGUGGAAGAUCCCGGUCCCGCUCUCGCUCCAGAUCCAGAUCUCCACGGAAUCGCUCAGACAGAGGACGCAGGUCUCGGGAUCGGGAUCGGGAUCGAGAUCGUGCUGAGCGACGUUACAGUCGGGAGCGAGACCGACCUGAGCGCAGGUCCAGUCGAGAUCGGCUCCGGAGGGGCAGGUCAGCCUCCCCGCCAGAAGCAGAGAAGCCCCCCGGUGAGGAGCCUCCAGUGAAGAGGAAGAAAGAGGAGCUGGACCCUAUCCUGACCCGCACUGGAGGAGCCUACAUCCCCCCUGCCAAACUCCGCAUGAUGCAGGCUCAGAUCACUGACAAGAGCAGCCUGGCAUACCAGAGAAUGAGCUGGGAGGCCCUGAAGAAGUCGAUCAACGGUCUCAUCAACAAGGUGAACGUCUCCAACAUUGCCAACAUCAUCCAGGAGCUGCUGCAGGAGAACAUCGUGAGGGGCAGGGGUCUGCUAGCGAGGUCGGUCCUUCAGGCCCAGAGCGCCUCUCCCAUCUUCACACAUGUCUACGCCGCCGUGGUGGCCAUCAUCAACUCCAAGUUCCCUCAGAUCGGAGAACUCAUCCUGAAGAGGCUCAUACUCAACUUCCGCAAAGGCUACAGGAGGAACGACAAGCAACAGUGCCUCACUGCCUCCAAGUUUGUGGCCCAUCUCAUCAAUCAGAACGUGGCUCAUGAGGUUCUUUGCCUGGAGAUGCUGACUCUGCUGCUGGAGCGCCCCACUGACGACAGCGUGGAGGUGUCCAUCAGCUUUCUGAAGGAGUGCGGCCUCAAACUUACUGAGGUUUCACCCCGCGGCAUCAACGCCAUCUUCGAGCGACUGAGGAACAUCCUCCACGAGUCUGAGAUUGAUAAGCGCGUGCAGUACAUGAUCGAGGUGAUGUUUGCAAUCCGGAAGGACGGUUUUAAAGACCACCCCAUCGUCACUGAGGGUUUAGACCUGGUGGAGGAAGAAGACCAGUUCACUCACAUGCUCCCCCUAGAGGAUGAAUACAACCAGGAGGACAUACUGAAUGUCUUCAAGAUGGAUCCUGACUUCUUGGAGAAUGAAGAGAAGUACAAGUCAAUUAAAAAGGAGAUUCUGGAUGAAGGAAGCAGUGACUCUGGUGAAGAUGCCGAAGGCAGCGAGGAUGAGGAUGAGGACGAGGACGAUGAAGAUGGAGCUGGAGAAGCCGGAGAAGAACAAGAGAAAGUCACUAUUUUUGACAAGACGGAGGUGAACUUGGUCGCUUUUCGCCGCACCAUUUAUCUAGCCAUCCAGUCAAGCUUGGACUUUGAGGAAUGCGCCCACAAGCUGAUCAAAAUGGACUUUCCCGAGAGCCAGACGAAAGAGCUGUGCAACAUGAUCCUGGACUGCUGUGCCCAGCAGAGGACCUACGAGAAGUUCUUUGGCCUCCUGGCUGGGAGGUUUUGCCUGCUGAAGAAAGAGUACAUGGAGAGUUUCGAGGCGAUCUUCCAGGAGCAGUACGAAACCAUCCACAGGCUGGAGACCAACAAACUGCGCAACGUUGCUCGAAUGUUUGCUCACCUCUUAUACACCGACUCCGUCCCGUGGAGCGUCCUGGAAUGCAUGAAAAUGAGCGAGGAAGCGACGACGUCGUCCAGUCGUAUUUUCGUGAAGAUUCUUUUCCAGGAGCUGUGUGCCUACAUGGGACUGCCCAAACUCAAUGAGCGUCUGAAAGACAUGACCUUGCAGCCUUUCUUCGAGGGCCUUUUUCCUCGUGACAACCCGAGAAACACGAGAUUUGCCAUCAAUUUCUUCACUUCGAUUGGCCUCGGUGGUCUGACGGAUGAACUGAGAGAACACUUGAAAAAUGCCCCUAAGAUGAUCAUGACCCAGAAGCAGGAUGUGGAGUCAUCUGACUCUUCCUCAUCCUCCUCGUCCUCGGACUCCUCUUCUGACAGCGACAGCUCAGACAGUGAGAGUGACUCGGACUCCUCCAGCAACUCUGACGGUUCCUCCAGCAGCUCCAGUUCAGGUUCUGACUCGGACACAAAGCGUAAAAAAGCAUCCCAGCGAGGAAAGAAAGAUCAGAAUAGCUCCAAACAUAAGUCUCCUGUGAAGGAGCAGUCCAACAGGAGACAGGAGAACCGGAGACGGGCCAGAAGCAGCAGUGAGGAGCAUGGAGGCCCUGACGAUCGUCACAGAGACAUGCAGUACCGUAGAAGAGAAGACAAGUCACCCCUGGAACGAGAACGAAUAAGAAAAGACUCUCCAAAUGCACGAGAAUGGCCUCGGAGGGAUUCACCCGAUCCAAGAGAACGUACUCGGAGGGAUUCGCCCAAUCCAAAAGAACGUACUUGGAGGGAUUCACCCAAUCCAAAAGAACGUGCUCGGAGGGAUUCGCCCAAUCCAAGAGAACGUGCUCGGAGGGAUUCGCCCAAUCCAAGAGAACGUGCUUGGAGGGAUUCGCCCAAUCCAAGAGAACGUGCUCGGAGGGAUUCGCCCAAUCCAAGAGAACGUGCUCGGAGGAAUUCGCCCAAUCCAAGAGAACGUGCUCAGAGGGAUUCGCCCAAUCCAAGAGAACGUGCUCGGAGGGAUUCGCCCAAUCCAAGAGAACGUGCCAGAAACGAUUCACCUAAUGCACGAGAACGCAUAAGAAAAGACUCACCCAAUCUAAGAGAACGUGGUCGAAAUAAUUCACCCAAUCCAAGGGAACGUGGUAGAAGUGAUUCGCCCAGGGCACGAGAACGUACUGGAAAAGAUUCACCUAAUUCACGAGAUCGUGCUAGAAAAAACGUGUCCACUCAGAGAGAACGUAAUAGAAGUGACUCGCCCAGUCCAAGAGAACGUACUAGAAAAGAUUCGCCUAAUCCACGAGAACGUGCUAGAAAAGAUUCUCCCAAUCCAAGAGAACGUACUAGAAAAGAUUCGCCUAAUCCACGAGAACGUGCUAGAAAAGAUUCUCCCAAUCCAAGAGAACGUACUAGAAAAGAUUCUCCCAAUCCAAGAGAACGUGCUAGAAGUGAUUCACCACGAAGUCCACGAAAACGUACUAGAAGCAGUUCACCCAGCCCACAACAACGUACUAGCAAAGAUUCAGUUAAUCAAAGAGAACGCGCUAGAAAAGAUUCGCUCAGUCCACGUGAACGUACUAGGAAGAAUUCACCCAGUCCACGCGGACGUUCUAGAAAAGAUUCGCUCAGUCCACGUGAACGUACUAGAAAAAAUUCACCCAGUCCACGCGGACGUUCCAGAAGAGAUUCACCUCGUUCUCGAGAACGUGCCAGAAAUGAUUCUCCCAGUCAAGGAGAACGAAGUGAAAGCGACUCGCCAAGUCCAAAAGAACAUACCAGAAAAGAUUCUCCACGAGAACGGCGAGGUUACAAGGACCAGCAGAACCGAAGGCUUGAAGCUGAAGACUCCAGGAAAUACAGCGUGAAGGAUGGCAGCAAAAACAUCUCCCAGGCAGAGCGGGACGGGGAGCGAAGGCGCCGGAGCAGAGAGAGGUCAAAGUCGCGAGAGAGGAGCUGCAAGGAGACGGACUCCAGAGACUCGUACAGGAACGGGGUGGAGAGGGAGGACAAGGAGAACAGGUACAGGGAGUCCAGGAGGAGAGAGGAGAGCUCGCCCAGGAGACGCAGAUAAUAGCCUGCAGGAGGACAGGAACGGUAUCAUACUCGUCUUCACUGUGGCUCUGAGAAAUCUGCUGGCUUCUGCCCGCUCUAGUUCUGCUGUACAUUACGAUGCAAGCCCCGAUGAGGUGCUUUGAGGGGGUGUGGCCUAAAAGCUCCGUGUUAACGUGCUGUGCUGAUGUUCGUGUCGUACGCUGAAGAGACUUCUGGGCGGUUUUAGAUUUACGUUGAACUGUAGGAAAUCCUGAAUUUUUGUAUCUUUGGGGAUCAUUUUGUAUUCUGCGGUUCUCAAACAUGUUUGUUUUUUCUGUCUUUAUAAAAUAAUUAAAACAAUUGAUUAUUAAACAAAGACCCUUUAAAUUGGAA